Molecule: messenger RNA, 799 nt
Organism: Choloepus didactylus (southern two-toed sloth)
Lineage: Eukaryota; Metazoa; Chordata; Mammalia; Pilosa; Megalonychidae
Gene: SDF2L1
Product: stromal cell derived factor 2 like 1
Exons: 3
Coding region: 10-684 (224 amino acids)
Source: RefSeq, a predicted model, not a curated record
GCCGGCGGGAUGCGGAGCGCGGCGGGUCGGGACCGGGGCCGGGCUGCGGGGCCGGCGCUGCUGGGGCUGCUGCUGGCGCUGGCGCUGCGGUCCGGCGGGGCCGCCCAGGCCGGCGCGGGGCCGGUGACCUGCGGGUCGGUGCUGAAGCUGCUCAACACGCAGCACCGGGUGCGGCUGCACUCGCACGACAUCAAAUACGGAUCCGGCAGCGGGCAACAGUCGGUGACGGGCGUGGAGGCGUCGGACGACGUCAAUAGCUACUGGCGGAUCCGUGGCGGCCCGGAGGGCGGGUGCCCGCGCGGGGUCCCGGUGCGCUGCGGGCAGGCGGUGCGGCUCACACACGUGCUCACCGGCAAGAACCUGCACACGCACCACUUUCGGUCGCCACUGUCUGACAACCAGGAGGUGAGCGCCUUCGGGGAAGACGGCGAGGGUGACGACCUGGACUUGUGGACGGUGCGCUGCUCGGGCCAGCACUGGGAGCGAGGGGCCGCCGUGCGCUUCCAGCACGUGGGCACCUCCGUGUUCCUGUCUGUCACCGGGGAGCAGUAUGGGAGCCCCAUCCGGGGGCAGCACGAGGUGCAUGGCAUGACCAGCGCCAACACACACAACAUGUGGAAGGCCAUGGAGGGGAUCUUCAUCAAGCCCAGCGUGGAGCCCUCCGUGGGUCACGACGAACUCUGACCACCUGGAUGGGUGGAUGAGGGCGGGCAGGGUCCCGCGGGGCCACGCUUGGUGGGGACUUUGGGUAUGGGGGGGAUCCGCAAGUGCCUUUGUGAUUAAAGAACGUUCUUCUGUG